Rotaria socialis is the source of this 1711-nucleotide messenger RNA. The record is from the annotation of a GenBank genome assembly. NCBI's taxonomy places the organism in Eukaryota, Metazoa, Rotifera, Eurotatoria, Philodinida, Philodinidae.
AUGCCAGCAAUCAAUACUACAGAUCAAUCACAAUCUUAUACUAAUCCAGCAGCAGCAGCAGUACAUGAACAAGCAGCUAGUUUUUAUAUGCAGAAUAAUGGCAUGGAACAACAAGAUGGUUUAUCUGGUAGAAAUCCAGGGCAAUAUCAAACACAAAUGAAUCCUCCAUCAUAUAAUUAUUCGCCAAUACCGAAUGGUUUUCAACAACAAUUUUAUCUUCCUCAAGGAUAUCCCCAAAAUCAAUUUAUGCCUUCAACUAAUCCAAGACCAAUGAAUCCUUCACAGAUUCCUAUUAUUCGACCAGCGAAUGAAACUAUGAACAAUUAUCCACAUUUUAUCCCACAAAAUGGGUAUCCACCACCACAAUAUACGCCUGGAAAUAAUAGCCUUCCAUCAGCACCAUCUGUCUAUUCAGGACAAUUUUAUCGAACUUACCAAAUACCAACAGGCUAUGCACAACAACCAGUGCAAACACAAAUGGCUAAUCAACUACAAAUAUCACAACAACAACAACAACAACAAGCAUAUAUCGCCAAUUUACAAACAGCAACAAAAGUUCAUCCAACACAACCGACUCAACAUGCACCAAUUGAUCAACCAAGUGCUAGUGCACCGACGUCUCAACCUCAAAUACCGCUGAAUGUACAACAAUCGAGUUCCUAUGUAGCACCACCAGCGGUAGCAGCAGCAGUGGUUUCGAAAAAAGGAAAGAAAUGUCCAUUGGUUAUUAUUAAUCCGGACUUACAUAACCCAAUCACAUUAUCUCCACAAUCGGUAUCGACUUCAGCGAUAAAUGUUUCAAAUAAAAUACAAAAGCAAACUGAAUUUCGAAAACAAUUUGCUCAAAAUUUAGUCGUUUCUUCUAAUGUUAUCAUAGAUAAACCUGCUGAUCGAAUAACUACAGUUCGCGAUAAAACCAGUGUAGAUACAUCGAAAUCACAACCAAUAACACCCUUACCGGUAACUACAUCAUUCGGUGGCAUUACAUCACAACAAACACUAACACUAACACCAACCAAUAAUGAAAAAUCAACAUCUCCAAAUCACCGUUUACGCUAUGAUCGUCAUGAACUUUUACGUAUACGUGAUAGUUCAGGACCAUUUCCAACACCGAAAAAUCUCCCUGAUCUUGAUAUUGUUAUCACUCGACGUGAUGAUAAUGCUGCAAAAUCUAAUCAUGUUGGUGAAAAACAAACAGUGUGCACAAAUCCUUCAUCUCAUCAGCAAUCACUAUCAAAUAAUCACACAUCAUCGGCUGCUAAUAUGAAUAGUGCAAAUGCUGCAAAUGAUUCAAAACGUGAAACAGAAAUUGAUCUAUCAGCUAAAUACGGUUCUUGCAAUCGAGUUGAUCAGUCGAAAGUCGAUGCGAAUAAUAAAUUCCUACACGAUGUUAAGGCAAUACUGAAAAAAUUAACAUCAAAAACAUAUCAGAAAACACAGAAGAAACUUGAAGCUUUAGAAAUCGAUCGCUAUGAACGAUUGGAGGGAAUGGUUACAAUCUUCUUCUCGAAAGCUAUUGAUGACUCAACAUUUAGUCUUCUAUAUGCAAAAUUAUGCAAACAAUUUCAAAAAAAACAGGUCACGGUUCCAGGUGAUGAUGGCAAAUUAGUAACAUAUUAUUUUCGUCAAAUAUUAUUAACACGUUGCCAAAAAGAAUUCGAAAGCGAUUAUAGAGAAGAAAUUGAAUAUGAAAAGCGUAAAGCUGAAGUUG